UAACAGAUGGAUGAUGAAAAUGGAUCAGAACAUUGUGGAAAAAUUAUACCCGAAUUGGUUUUGUCAGUGAUCAACUUUGAAAUAAAGGCUAAACUAGUCAAAAUCAUUUUCGAUGAUUUAUAUAAAGCUGAUUAUAAAUUCAGACUAAAUCUAGACAAAAUAAUCAAAGGCAUACAUAACAGUGCUGUAGUUUUUGGUCAAAAAACCCAAAAUAUAACAGCCAUCAAUGAUAAUGAACAACCUGCUUGGAUUAUUUUCUCAGCUCAACCAGAAUCACUCCCAAUGAAGGGGAAGAUCUUACUCAUUAUUCAUGUUUCUCCUUUCCAGUUAAAAGAAUGGCUCUUGACCCCAAAAGUGAAGAAACAUCAACAGCAACUUGUUGUAAUAUCUGACCCUGCUUUGAAAAAAUUAAAAGGUUCAGAAAGGGACUGUGAUACAGGACUUUACACUCAGUUAAUUAAUCCCAACAGCUUUGGAGGAGGUAAAGCAUUAAUUGUGACUUCUUGGCGGGAGCAUAACUACACACAGUCUGUUAAAAUUUUUCCUUCUGAAGACCAAACACUUUAUAAUGGUAAUCAUAUAGUUGUUUAUGCAAGGGAUCUUCCACCAUUUUCAUUCAGAAGGAACCUAGUAGACAGAGAAGUUAUUUGGGAUGGAGUGGAAGUGAGAUUGUUGCUUUUAAUGAAAGAAAUUCUUAAUUUCACCUUGGAAUUUCAACAUCACACAGGCAAAGAAAGUAGUGAUACAAUACAGACACUAAGACAAGGUAAUGCUGACUUAGUAGUUGGUGGAUUUACAAUGACCAAGGAGCUAAAUUAUGAAACUUCAAUGAUUUACCCCCAUUCAAUGGAUUGUGCAGCAUUCAUAUCGCUAACAUCAAUAGCUUUACCUAAAUACAGGGCAGUAAUGGGGCCUUUCUUAUGGGACGUAUGGAUAUCAAUAACAUUAUGCUAUAUCUUAGCCAUCAUUCCAAUUGCAUUUUCUGCAUGGCAUACUUUGAGGCCGCUAAUACAACACCCAUCAGAAAUAGAGAAUAUGUUUUGGUAUGUAUUUGGGACAUUUACAAACUGCUUCACGUUUCGUGGACAAUUUUCUUGGACAAAAAGUGUAAAAAAUUCCACAAAAUUAUUUAUAGGAACAUAUUGGAUGUUUACCAUAAUUAUCACGGCAUGUUAUACUGGCUCUAUUAUAGCAUUUAUUACGUUGCCUGUGUACCCUGAAGUAAUCAACACAAUGCAUCAACUUUUGCAUAAAAAUUAUCGUAUUACUACAAUGGCUGACGAAGGAUGGUGGGAACUGCUAACUGGAGCAGAUGAUGAUGAAGCUAGUGGAUUGGCAGGUACUGCAGAAACAGUAAGCAAUGUUUUAGAAGGCCUUUCUAUCAUAAUAAAAAGUUCAAAAGAAGACAAACAGGUAGCUUUUAUGGGCUCGUCAUAUCAUCUUAAGCACAUUCUAAAAAGUAACUACAGUGCCAGUGAUGUCGGCAAGAGGCAAUUAUUUCAUAUAAGCAAACAAUGCUUUGUACCUCAGAUGAUUUCUAUGAUAAUGCCUCAUGAUUCCAUAUACAUUGAUUCAUUUAGUAAAAUUUUAAUGAAAGCGAUUGAGGCUGGCUUCAUGAUAAAAAUUCAACAAGAUUUAGAAUGGAAUUUGUAUAAAAGUUCAGCUAGACAAACACUAUUGCAGGGGAAUUUAAAAUUGGAAGCUUUAGAAAGACAACUUACAUUGGAUGAUACCCAAGGGAUGUUUUUACUUUUGGGAUGCGGAUUUGCAUUUGCAAUAUGUGCUUUUGCAUUUGAGCUUGGAACUUGGGUAAAAAAUCGAGAAGGUGAAAAAUUGACUAUAUUGGUAAAAGAAAGAUUACUUGCUGUAUCAAGAAGAGUUUCAGCAGCAUUUCUUACUCCUUCUAAAUCUCAUGUCAGAGAUCAUUAUCCGUUAUAUUUUAGAAAUGUUUUUAGAAGAAAAUCUUCACUUUUUGGAAGUAUAAUUUCAGAAGCAGCUGAUGGGCAGAAGCCACCAACAGCAGUAUCAGAAAUACACCUUAUGCCACCUACAGUAGAAAAACCAAUACGCCUACUAAGUUUUUAACUUACUGCACAAAAUCUGGAUUCUUAACUCAUAAUUAAAAUCAUUAUAAUAUACCUAAUCAAAACCUGUAGUUAACAAUCAAGUGAAAACUAUUCCUUAUUGUUACUUAAAAAUGAU
Molecule: messenger RNA, 2202 nt
Organism: Nezara viridula (southern green stink bug)
Lineage: Eukaryota; Metazoa; Arthropoda; Insecta; Hemiptera; Pentatomidae
Source: the annotation of a GenBank genome assembly